Scleropages formosus (Asian bonytongue) is the source of this 3530-nucleotide messenger RNA. RefSeq names its product diacylglycerol lipase, beta (gene daglb). The record is from RefSeq and is a predicted model, not a curated record. Lineage: Eukaryota; Metazoa; Chordata; Actinopteri; Osteoglossiformes; Osteoglossidae. The transcript has 15 exons. Gene Ontology annotation, molecular function: triacylglycerol lipase activity. Gene Ontology annotation, cellular component: cytoplasm; plasma membrane. Bases 729 to 2750 code for a protein of 673 amino acids. Gene Ontology annotation, biological process: arachidonate metabolic process; neurogenesis; diacylglycerol catabolic process.
UGCUUCUUGGGACAAGCGGUUUCAGUGUGUGUGUGUGAUCCAAUAAAACUGGAGAAAAGUUUGGACUCAACCUUGACCGGCUAUCGUUUGUUAUUUUCUUGACCUCUAAGUAUCUAGGCGAAUCCUACACGAACGCUCGAUUACACUAGGAACCAAUAUGAGCCGAUGAUACUUUCGAGCGGGAACUAUAAGGGCGUUACACCAAUUGGCGAAUACACGGAAAAAAACAAGUACAGUUACUGAGUGUUAAAAUACAUAUUUUAUUGUUUACUUGCACUUUAAUUACCUUUAUUUACCUAGAGCUGAUAACAGUUUUAUUAGCGAACGUAACUUGACUGGAUUCGUGUCAAACGGAUAAAUCACACGUAGUUUUGGGAUGUAUAAUGUAUUCAGGCUGAGUAGCGAUGAGGACUGACAGACAUGUUGAAGCUGUGCAAGGCAGAAACUGUGGCAGCAAUAACAUGCAGCGGAAGUGCGACAUGCGCAAUAAUAAUUCUUAGCUGACAGUGACUCACAACUGAAACAUUUUUCGCCACGCUGUGUGUGCCACAGCAGCUGGACUAAUCUGUCGAGAUGUGAUUUCAUGCCGCAGCUCGAGGACAGAGUGAGAGUUACGCCCUUAGCGUAGUAGAGCGCCGCGCGGCUGAGCAGAAGAGAACCGCGUGCCGGCGGUGCGGUCGUUCUGUCGGACUCGGAGCGCGAGCCGUCAGCAUCAUCACAUCAUCAUCAUGCCCGGCUUGGUGGUGUUCGGCCGCAGGUGGAGCAUCGCGAGCGACGACUUCGUGUUCCCCGGGGCCUUCGAGAUCUUCAUCAGAGUCUUAUGGUGGAUUGGAAUUCUGGUGCUCUACACAAACCAUAAAGGAAACUUUGACUGCGCCAGUGGAGGAGUGUUACACAGCUACCUUGUUGUUCUGCUCAUCAUUCUGGCUGCCAUCAUCCUGUCACUUUGCGCCAUCGUGUAUGUUAGUGCUCAGGGGACCAUAACAAACCCAGGUCCUCGCCGCUCCAUUCCUGCGCUGGUCUAUGUGCGAGCUCUGCUUUACCUUCCCGAGCUUGUGUGGGCCUGCCUAGGUGCCAUCUGGGUGUCAGAUAACAGCAGGGGCUGUCAAGCGGCAGAAGUUGGUGCUGUGAUUGCUGCAGUGGUUGCCAGCUGGAUCAUCCUGUUCUUUACUGCCAUAGGAGUUCUGAUUGUAUUUGACCCUCUGGGGAGCCCAGAGCCGCGUCCAGAAGUUUACGACCCAGGCACACGAAACCUGGAGAGCAAUGGGUCAAGUCAGCUGCUGUACACUGCCCGCUCCCUGGCUGUGCGUGCGUGGGAGAGCCGACUACGUUUGCUGUGCUGCUGCCUACCCCAGGAUGACAGCCACCGGGCUGCCUUCUCCAACAUUGCGCAGCUCUUCAGCAGUUUCUUCUCGGACACAGAUUUGGUGCCCAGUGAUAUUGCUGCUGGCCUCUCCCUGCUUCACCAGGAGCAAGACAAGAUGGAACAAUGCAGAGACCCUGAUGAUGUGGUGGCCCACAGUCCAUCCUCUCCCAUUGGGGAUGACCUACAAACAGAGCUGGAGAAAGCAGCCCACUGCAUGCAAUUUGCAAUGGCAGCAUAUGGCUGGCCCUUGUAUGUCUACUCAAACCCCCUGACUGGAGUGUGCAAGCUCAGUGCCGACUGUUGUCGAGGUCGGGGUGUGGAGUAUGACAUUGUAGGUGGAGACCAUUUGGGCUGUCAUUUCGCCUCCAUACUGCAGAGCACUGGACUGCAAUACAGAGACUUCAUCUACAUCAGUUUCCAUAAUCAGAUUUAUGAGAUUCCAUUUUAUGUGGCUUUGGAUCACAAGAAUGAGGCAGUACUGGUUGCAGUGAGGGGUACAUUGUCACUAAAGGAUGCGCUCACUGACCUGUCAGCUGCAUGUGAGAACCUGCCCAUCGAGGGUGUGACAGGAAGCUGCUAUGCUCACAAGGGUAUUUCACAGGCUGCCAGCUACAUCUACAAGAAACUCAUCAACGAUGGCAUCUUGAACCAGGCUUUCACCAUUGCUCCUGAGUACCGCUUGGUGAUCACAGGCCACAGUCUGGGUGCAGGUGCUGCUUCGGUGCUGGCGGUCCUGCUGCACAGCGCCUUCCCCACCCUGCGCUGUUAUGCUUUCUCUCCACCAGGGGGCCUCCUCAGCAAAGCCCUUGCCGAUUACUCCAAAGAUUUUGUCGUCUCUGUUGUGCUCGGAAAAGAUCUGGUUCCUCGGUUGAGUAUUCCAAAUAUGGAGGAUUUGAAAAGGAGAAUACUAAAGAUGGUUUCAAACUGCAAUAAACCCAAGUACCAGAUCCUGCUUCGUGGCUGCUGGUACGAGGUGUUCGGGGGUCAGCCAGAUGACUUACCAACUGAGCUAGAGAGCCGACGGGAGGAAGAGCUGAGCCAGCCACUCUUGGGUCCGCAGAGUCUGCUGCAGCACUCGGCUUCCUAUCAGAGCCUUGCCUCUGAUGGGUCCCCCAGCCACACUACUCACGUACCCCUCUAUAUGCCUGGACGCAUCCUCCACAUCACCCAGGAUGGACCCUCCCGCAGGUUGUGUUUCUCCCAGACGAGCUACCGGGCUGAAUGGUCCAGUGAGAUGGCUUUCUGCAGCAUCUUGAUCAGUCCACGCAUGAUCGCAGACCACAUGCCUGACGCAGUGUUUCGUGCUCUCCAGAGUCUCACUCAGGACUGCUCCUUCCCCCUGUGCCCAUCCUCCCAUAGCAAUAGUCACCUGAAUGUCAUCUGAGUUGAAUGUUGUCUUUUGUCCCAGUCUUCAUCUCCUCUGUAUGGAUAUGUGUGAAUGAAGAGAAAGUUGAAGGAGCUGAUGAUCCUGCAACUUUUCUGUCGUGACUGGGAGAGGAAACAGGGCUUGUUUCCUGGUUCAUCAUUUUAGGAGUAUGUCAGAGAUUCCAUGAUUGCUUUGAUACAUAAUGUUUUUACAAGUGUUUUGGUUGUACUGUAACUUGGGUUUGGAUUUUUCAUUUUUAUCUAUCCAGGUAAAGUUCUGGAUGUCUAAAUGACUUUAAGGAAUCAAAAAUAUUAAACUGUGCAGUUGGGGUUUACUGCCUGUACUUUGUGGAACAGAUUUUGGUAGAUAGUAACUGAUAACUCAAACACUAAAGAUUUAAUGCAAACUGCCUACAGUACUACAAAAGUUUAUUUUAAAUGCUGUAAUAAUGCAUGGGUCUUUAAUUUUACAUUUGUGCAUGACUGUUUGAAAUGGCAACUUAAAUUACUCAAGUUUUUAUGUACAAUGAGUAAUUUAGCAUGUGUAAGCUAAAUGCAGAUGUAACUGUGUCAUUAAAUAUUUAAUUUUCUUUUUUUUCUACUGUUCAUCACACCUGUUGAACUUGCUUCACAUGUAGAAACCAGUAUUGUUGGCACUGGGAUUAUCAAAUUUUCAUGUUUAUUACCAGAGUAUUUAUUUAUUUUUUUCCCCCAGAAUUUCAUCUUCAGAGGCCUGAGUUUUUCCUCAUUGUAUGAAAAACUGAUUGUUUAUGGGUGACAAUAAAAAAGUGCAUCUGUG